Synchiropus splendidus (mandarinfish) is the source of this 7004-nucleotide messenger RNA. Its product is annotated as receptor-type tyrosine-protein phosphatase S-like. The record is from RefSeq and is a predicted model, not a curated record. Gene Ontology annotation, biological process: protein dephosphorylation. Gene Ontology annotation, molecular function: protein tyrosine phosphatase activity; protein binding. Lineage: Eukaryota; Metazoa; Chordata; Actinopteri; Syngnathiformes; Callionymidae. Bases 352 to 4917 code for a protein of 1521 amino acids. The transcript is spliced from 31 exons.
GGAGGGGGAGGAGAGUGAAGGGGGAGGAAGAAGGCAGAGUAUCAGUGACAUCAACCAUCAGCAUCUGAGGCCGGACGAACCAGCCAUGCUCUCCCGGCGCAGGAGGUGAGCAGCGGCCGCUCCGGAGAGGCGAUGCGUGCAUGCGAUCCCCCCUCAAAACAAAGCUUGAUCUCCGAGUGGAGCUGGAUUACAGGCUGCCUCGGCGUCUCCGCGGAAGGUUCCAGCUGCAAAUCCACCCACAUGAGUCUCGCAGACGGCGAGGAAGACGGAGCACUUUCUACCAAGAGUGCCUACCCCUGUUGAGCGAAGCCUUGCCCGUGUCUGACGUCUCCAGCCAACCGUAGUGGAACCAUGACGCAGCCCAGGACAAGAGGAGCUCUGACCCUGAGCAGGAGGCUGGUGAUGGGGUUCCACCUCAGCCUCUCACCCCUGUGUCUGCUGCUAAUUGUCCUGCUAACUGAUGUCCACACUGCACAUGGAGCGCUAGCUCCUCCGAGGUUCACCAAGAUUCCCACAGACCAGAUUGGAGUGUCAGGGGGCGUGGCGUCAUUUGUCUGUCAGGCCAGCGGAAGUCCCAAGCCUGUUGUCUACUGGAACAAGAAGGGCAAGAAGGUCAACUCUCAGCGUAUCGAGGUGACCAUUGAGUUUGACGAAGGAGCCGGUGCUGUGCUGAGGAUCCAACCGCUGCGAGCGCCCCGAGACGAGAACGUCUACGAGUGCGUGGCACGUAACAGCGAGGGAGAGGUGUCGGUCACGGCCAAGCUGGCCAUUAUCCGAGAGGACCUGCUGCCGUUCGGCUUCCCCAGUAUCGACAUGGGUCCACAGCUGAAGGUGGUGGAGCGGACGAAGACGGCCACCAUGCUGUGCGCAGCCAGCGGCAUCCCUGACCCAGAGAUCUCCUGGUUUAAGGAUUUCCUGCCCGUGGAGCCAAGCACCAGCCAGGGACGCAUCAAACAGCUCCGAUCAGGAGCUUUACAGAUCGAGAACAGCGAGGAGACCGACCAGGGGAAGUAUGAGUGUGUGGCCACCAACUCUCAAGGCGUCCGCUACUCCUCCCCUGCCAAUCUCUACGUGCGAGGAGCGACAGACACAUUACGCCGUGUCCCCCCUCGUUUCUCCAUCCUACCGUCCAACCACGAGAUCAUGCCUGGAGGGAGCGUCAACAUCACCUGCGUGGCCGUGGGCUCUCCCAUGCCCUACGUCAAGUGGAUGCUGGGCAGCGAGGAUCUGACCCCGGAGGAUGAAAUGCCGGUUGGCAGGAACGUGCUGGAGCUCAAUGGAGUCCGGGAGUCUGCAAACUACACCUGUGUGGCCAUGAGUAGCUUGGGCAUCAUCGAGGCCAUCGCCCAGGUGCUAGUCAAGACUUUGCCAAAGCCCCCUGGGACCCCAAUUGUCACGGAAACCACAGCCACCAGCGUGACCAUCACAUGGGACUCUGGUAACCCUGAUCCAGUUUCCUACUACAUCAUCCAGUACCGCGCCAAAGGCCCGGACAGCAAAUAUGAAACCGUAGACAGCAUCACCACCACCAGAUACAGCAUCGGGGGGCUGUACCCCAACACGGAGUAUGAAAUCCGAGUCUCAGCCUUCAACAGCAUCGGGCAGGGGCCGCCGUCCACGCGUGUGGACGCACGCACCGGAGAGCAGGCCCCUGCCAGCCCGCCAAGAAACGUCCAAGCUCAUAUCAUCUCGCAGAACACAGUGAUGGUUCGCUGGGAGGAACCGGAGGAACCGAAUGGACAGGUAAAAGGCUACCGUGUUUACUACACCAUGGACCCGUCGCGCCCCAUGAACGAGUGGCAGAUCUAUAACGUCCAGGACAGUGUCAUCACCACCAUACAAAACCUGGUGACCUCCGAGACGUACACCAUCCAGGUUCUCGCCUUCACGUCUGUGGGAGACGGUCCGUUCUCCGACCCCGUUCACGUCAAAGUCAUGCCCGGAGUUCCAGGCCAACCGGGGAAGUUUAAAGUGGGUAAAGUGACGGACACCAGCAUCGAACUGACCUGGGAACCUGCCUACACCAAGGAGGGCAUUGUCAACUACGAGCUCCUGUACAAACCUGUGAAGUUUGGAAGCCUGGAGAAGUUGACCUUCGGACCGAGGAACUCUUACACCGUGGAGGGUCUGAAAGCCAACACUGACUACUCUUUCUCGCUGGCCGCCAUCUCAAAUAAAGGCAUCGGUGCUUUCACCAAUGAGCUGGUGCAGCGGACGUCACAAGCCAAUGUGCCGAGGAAUUUUUCCGUCCACCUAGCCACCAAGACCAGUGUCUUACUCACGUGGGAGUUUCCAGAGAGCACCAACCCUUAUCGCUUCACGGUGGAGUACAACCGUCAGAAGAUGGAGGUGGACGCUCGUCUGAAAAAGGCUGUGAUCCCGAACCUCCAACCAGACACUAGUUAUGACUUCAAGAUCACAGCUCCCGAAGGAAACAUGGGGGGUCUUCGCCAUCGCAUCACCGCCAAAACCUCGCCGCCCAUCACCAUCCGUCGCCCGGAGAUCGACCACACCCGCGACACGGAGACCACGGUCACCAUCAUCCUGCCCUCGAUGGAGACACGCACGCCUGUCAAGAAUGUUUACGUUGUUGUGGUUCCGCUGCGGAGAACCCGCGGUGUCCCCAAACCGCCCAAAAGCCCAGACGAAAUGGACCUGGAGGAGCUGUUAAAAGACAUCAGUCAAAGACAGAGGGAUUCUCGGCAACAGAAGCAGGUGGACCUGCGUCGAGCAUACUUCACAGCCCGUUUCACACCUGCCACCCUGCCAGCCUUCUUCAGCCUCGGGGACCAGCUGGACUACGGCGGUUUUGAGAACCGAGCUCUGGAAGCAGGACAGGAGUAUGUCUUCUUCAUCCUGGCAGAACUCAACUCCACAACCGGGAGGAUGUACGUGGCCAGCCCUUACACUGACUCGGUCAUUGCCCCAGACUCCGACCCCCAACCCCUGGAUGCCGGUGACGGUCUGAUCUGGGUGGUGGGGCCUGUCCUGGCUGUGGUCUUCAUCAUCUGCAUUGUUAUAGCCAUCCUUCUCUACAAAAACAAACCUGACAGCAAGCGCAAGGAGUCAGAACCUGGAACCAAAAGUCUUCUGAGCAAUGCGGAGAUGAUGGCGCAUCACCCAACUGACCCAGUGGAAAUGAGACGCAUCAACUUCCAGACUCCCGGAAUGAUGAGCCAUCCGCCCAUCCCAGUCAACGAGCUGGCCGAGCACAUCGAGCUGAUGAAGGCCAACGACAACCUCCGACUCUCGCAGGAGUAUGAGUCCAUCGAUCCGAGUCAGCAGUUCACAUGGGAACAUUCCAACCUGGAAGUCAACAAGCCCAAAAACCGCUACGCUAAUGUGAUCGCCUACGACCACACCAGAGUGAUCCUGGCCCCGAUAGAAGGCAUCAUGGGCAGCGACUACAUCAACGCCAACUACAUCGAUGGCUACAGGAAGCAGAAUGCCUACAUCGCCACCCAGGGGCCGCUCUCUGAGACGUUCGGGGACUUCUGGAGAAUGGUGUGGGAGCAGAGGGCGGCUUCUGUGGUCAUGAUGACCCGACUGGAGGAAAAGUCACGGGUGAAGUGUGACCAGUACUGGCCCACCCGCGGCACCGAGACUUACGGGACCAUCCAGGUCACCCUGCUGGACACCAUGGAGCUGGCCACUUUCUGCGUUCGCACCUUCUCGCUUCAUAAGGGAGGAAGCAGUGAACGGCGAGAGGUGCGUCAGUUCCAAUUCACAGCCUGGCCAGAUCACGGCGUUCCCGAGUACCCGACUCCGUUCCUCAAUUUCCUGCGUCGAGUCAAGGCCUGCAACCCCCCUGAUGCUGGGCCCAUCAUCGCCCACUGCAGCGCCGGCGUGGGUCGCACCGGCUGUUUCAUUGUCAUCGACGCCAUGCUCGAGCGCAUUCGACACGAGCGCAGCGUGGACAUCUACGGCCACGUGACCCUGAUGCGCUCGCAGAGGAACUACAUGGUGCAAACAGAGGACCAGUACAGCUUCAUCCACGAGGCCUUGCUGGAGGCUGUGGCCUGUGGAAACACAGAGGUGGCCGCCAGGAGUCUCUACUCGUACAUGCAGAAGCUGUCAAAGGUGGAGAGUGGAGAGCACGUCACCGGCAUGGAGCUGGAGUUUAAGCGACUGGCCAACACCAAAGCCCACACGUCCCGCUUCGUCACAGCCAACCUUCCGUGCAACAAAUUCAAGAACCGCCUGGUCAACAUCAUGCCCUACGAGACCACCCGAGUCUGCCUGCAGCCCAUCAGAGGCCUGGAGGGCUCCGACUACAUCAACGCCAGCUACAUCGACGGAUACAGGCAGCAGCGAGGCUACAUCGCCACCCAGGGCCCGCUGGCCGAGACCACCGAGGACUUCUGGAGGAUGCUGUGGGAGCACAACUCCACCAUAGUGGUCAUGCUCACUAAGCUGAGAGAAAUGGGUCGGGAGAAGUGCCACCAGUACUGGCCAGCCGAGCGCUCAGCCAGGUACCAGUACUUCGUGGUGGACCCCAUGGCCGAGUACAACAUGCCCCAGUACAUCCUGCGGGAAUUCAAAGUAACGGAUGCCAGGGACGGCCAGUCGCGGACCGUUCGCCAGUUCCAGUUCACCGACUGGCCUGAGCAGGGGGUGCCCAAGUCCGGCGAGGGCUUCAUCGACUUCAUCGGCCAAGUGCACAAGACUAAAGAGCAGUUCGGUCAGGACGGACCCAUCAGCGUCCACUGCAGCGCUGGCGUGGGGCGGACUGGAGUCUUCAUCACUCUGAGUAUCGUGCUGGAGAGGAUGCGCUAUGAAGGGGCGGUGGACAUCUUCCAGACUGUCAAAAUGCUGCGCACACAGAGACCAGCCAUGGUGCAGACUGAGGACGAGUACCAGUUCUGCUACCAGGCUGCUCUGGAGUACCUGGGUAGCUUCGACCACUAUGCAACGUAAGUCCUGAACCAUCCACCCACAUCUCCGCUUCGCGGUUUGCCGACGAACCUACACGCGAAAAAUCCAAGAUCAAAAACGAACUGCACCGGGAGCGAGAAUGUUCGGGGAUCCAGCAGCAGCAGCAGCAGAAGCAGAAGCAGGGGAAAAAACAUGGAGGGAAUCUCAGCAGCAGCAGCAGCCCGGCGGACUUUCCAUGUGUAAUCCAUAUACUUACCUCAGUGUUCCAGUGUGAAGGACGUAUAAUACUUGUGUGUUGUGGUCAGCUAUCUCCAAUAUGAACCAGUGAAGUACAAAUGGCUUCUGAACAGGAAUUAUGAUACUUAUAUGUGUAUAAAAUUAUCAAAAAAAAGGAGAAAAAAAGAGCCUGGAUAAUUGCUGCACCCUUAAUGGGCUUUUUAUCCUCAAACUUUCUAUCUAUUAGUUUGGUGUUUUGAGGGAUUACAAAGUGCAAUGGUGAACAUUUCCAUGUCUGUCUGUACUGGUUCCGGACUGGUCGGAUCUACUCACAGUGCCAAGACUAAAAGCCGAGCAAGCGAGGAUGAGUUGGUCAUGAAAUGUGGCGAGCACGACGGCGCCAGGCUCUUUUUCGCGAGCGCGGUUCCGCUCACGCUUCCCGGCCUCCGAUGAGUGACGGCAGCCCUCCGCCAGGCUGAGGUUUAUCGUCGGUGAACAGGUCCUGGUGGGGUCCCCCUUCAGCUCCUCCUCUUGAUGUCACUCCUAUUGUGCUGGUUCAGCCGCAGCUAAGCGGAAGCAACAAUCCGGUUCCAUUUUGGAUUUCUAAACGUGGUUUUGAUGUGUUUCUUUUUCUUUCUGGCCUUAUGCUGACUUUGCGUUUUGCCACGCUGCUUCGUGUGAUAAUUGUCUUAUAAAUCUACGACGGAGGAUGAAAGCCCAUCGUCCUCCCGCCUACUUGAAUUGCACUGCUUCGCAGUUAAAUCGAGAUAACCAGACCUUCAUUCAGCACAAACAGCCAUUGUUCACAGCCUCUCCCUCCACCCCCGCUGUACAGAAAAUCCCGUUUGCUGUCGCGCCACCUCGUCUCUGAACUGCACAAGUCCUCGCUAACCUAUCUAUUCAUUUGACAUAUAACCACAGUUGUUGACGGUCGAGGUGCCUCAGACUGUUUUUGUACAUACUGUCGAUCAAGUCUGAGCACAAGAUAUUUAGGAGGGGAUCGGAUGUGAUGUUAAUGUCGCAAAAAAAAAAGCCUUAUUGUUCACUUAGUCAUAUUUAUUUCAUAUGAUUUGGAGAAGAAUUCUAUAUUUAUUAUUCUAUUUUGUUACUUUUUAUGUCGUUUUUAAUUCCACUGUUUCUUUGGCGAGCCAUUGUUCUUUUAUUUUAUGGUCUGUUUUUGGUGCUUUUUUUAUGAUUUGCUUUGUCAUAAAGUAUGCCCUCUGUGUAGGGUGCUAUUUGAUACUGAUCAUUGAUGUCCGACUAGUUAGCUAGAGAUGUACAGUAGAGGACGAGCUAGUUUACAGUGAUGCUCCUCCCACCCCUCCACCGAACCUCGUCCAACGUUAUCCCAAACCUUCCGGACGUGUUUACAGGCCAGGUAGAGCGAACCUCUGGGGAGCAGUGGAGGACACGCAGUUUGCUAAAAGCACAUGGUAGCAAGUGUAUUUUCGACAGAGAGCGGCUAAGCCCAGCAGCCCCACGUUUAUCUCCCCCGAAGAGUUAUUGUUUAAAACGGAAAUUAUUCUGAUAUGAAAUCUAUGUGUAGUACAGGAGUCUCGACGCUGUGUGACAUAUAUAAAACAUGUAUUUCCUUCAGUUUCUAAUGUGUCCAGAGAACUAUUAGACGCGCAAAAGAAAACAUGUGUCGAGGGGUCUGUUCUGAUGGCAACAUCUCCCUCACCUAUGUCCCUGAACUUUCCUUUUCAACCAUGGAUGUAGAUAUUGUAUCUUGACUUUGUAUUAAAAGCAGGGUGAUUGGAUAUACAGCACUGACGGCAUUCGUGAGUCUUUCUUUGUUGUUUUGUUGGUCUCUUGUAAUUCCAUUCAAUGAAACCAUUCGAAUUCAAAUGCUCAACCUCAUCCACUACGUGGCGGCAAAAGCUGUUUUUUGAGACUAGUACCUAACAGCUAAU